AUGUUUGAUGCGAUGGGACGGCUGCUGGGAGAGCGCAGAUUCCACCUGAAUUACACGUCAGAUAUUUUGUGUAAUGACCAAGCUGAGAACAUUUUAGUUUCUUUAUGCUUAUUUUCUCCACUUUUUGGUAAUUAUUUCUCUUUAAAUGAGCUCCCCUUCGGGGUACAGCUGGUUCCGCAUGGCAAAAAUGUGCUUGUGUUUCGAAAUGGCGACCCGUUUCACAGCGGGCGUCGCAUGGUUGUGAACGAGAGGCAAUUUCAAACAUUUGAAGCUUUCUUAAACGAGGUGACUACCUGCAUCCAAGCCCCGAUAGCUGUACGCAACAUCUACACUCCACGCAAUGGCCAUCGUGUGACCCAGCUCAACGACCUACUGAACAAGGGUCAGUAUGUGGCUUGCGCGGGGACGGAAAAGUUCCGAAAACUUGAUUACCUUCACACUGAGGUUAAGCCGCCUGUGACCACACAAGUCAGAGACAGCCAACAGAACUCUCGCAAGCUAAAAGUCCCAGGCCGCUGGCGGGAAGAAUCUCACUUUCCUUGUAUAAUUCAUAUUUUUCGCAAUGGAGAUCUUAUGACACCACCUAUCCGGGUUGUUAUACCUCCAAGUAUCUUGAAGGAGUGGGAGUUGGUCUUAACCUUGCUUACUGAAAAGGCCAACUUAUACAAUGGAGCUGUAAGAAAGCUCUGCACUUUAGAUGGCGUUUCUAUCUCAUGUGGAGCUGAGUUGGUGUCUGGAGAAUAUUAUGUUGCUAUUGGAUCAGAGAAAUAUAAAUGUCUUCCAUAUGAAGAACUUCUAGGUCCACCUGGAGGAAACAAGAAUCGCCCUGGUGUUAAGCGCAGGAUCGCUAAAAUUGUGGAGGGUAAGGUCUAUAGCUUAUCACAAGAUGGCAUCAGCAACUCAGCUCUUAAUAGCUCUCCAACUCAGGAAGACACCCGUAGGACCUAUUCGACAGGUGCAGAACAUAAAUUUCCGAGCGUCAAACACACUGAUGAGGAGAAUUCUGUUUUCUAUGCUAAACCUGUAAGGGUGCGCCCAACUCGAAAACUAAAGGCUAAUGAAAAAGAAAACAAAGAUGAAGAUGGAGUAUUUAAAGUUAAAGAGACACGACAUGAAUUAGAUGGAGCUCAAGAAGUAAAGGAGGAUGCACAUACAAGGGUAGAGGUUCCAGUAGAUCAGAGGGAAGCAGAGAUUGUGCCAGAGGAAAAUAUUUCAUGUGAAAAAAAGGAGCACAGCCCAAAGAGGAAAUAAAGUCUGAGACCAGUGACAUUCAUAUUCACUUUCUCACCAUUCAGAAACACUGAAGACCUGUAUUGGGGUGUAUCCUAUAAUAUAUACUGUUUGGAAAAAUCUUCUGACUUUAUACAUUUAUUCCCAUGAGCUAAGUUUUGUAGUUGUUUCAUAAGAUAGCAUGUCUGAUAUAGUCCCUGUUCUAAUAUUAUUGUGUGGAAGACGAUAUUGCAGAAUUUGCUCCAGCAGGAAGGACGUCUCUGACAUAUUAAAUGUUAACAAUUUUUUUGUUGAAUAGUAAUUAACCCCAAUUGCAUCCAAUGUUUUUCAAUAAUUAAACAAGGGGUUGAAUAACUUCUAACAUGUGCCAAAAGCCAGUGCCGGUGUUUGUCUUUUCAGACUUAAAGAUUUUUUUUUCUAGUUUAUAUUUUUGCCGUAUCUACAGUCCAUAAACACUAUGACACUCCAGGAAACCCUGUUGAUGACAUCAUUGGAAUUUGGAGGAAAGGGGUCUACAACCCUCCACAAGGUUAUUUUUAUGAAAUGUCCUUUGACAGUGGAGAAUUGAAUUCCACAGUCAUCUCUAUGACAGCAUCCUUGAGAAAUUGCCCUGCCCUGUAGGGACAGGAAAAACAUGC
Molecule: messenger RNA, 1868 nt
Organism: Bufo bufo (common toad)
Lineage: Eukaryota; Metazoa; Chordata; Amphibia; Anura; Bufonidae
Gene: DCDC2B
Product: doublecortin domain containing 2B
Biological process (GO): intracellular signal transduction
Cellular component (GO): microtubule; microtubule organizing center
Source: RefSeq, a predicted model, not a curated record